Molecule: messenger RNA, 16062 nt
Organism: Anopheles coustani
Lineage: Eukaryota; Metazoa; Arthropoda; Insecta; Diptera; Culicidae
Gene: LRP1
Product: prolow-density lipoprotein receptor-related protein 1
Exons: 13
Coding region: 25-14439 (4804 amino acids)
Molecular function (GO): calcium ion binding; protein binding
Source: RefSeq, a predicted model, not a curated record
CCAAACGUGCACGCCAACGCGGGAAUGUUCGUGCUGCUGCUUCUGCUGGCCGUGGCGACCAGCGCGGUGUCAAUGACCGUGCCUGGCAUUGAUGGUGUGCAAAUUUCUGGUGCAAGUGCACCGGCGCUGAAGGCCAGCAGCAUCGUAACCGGUUCUGGCAAUCUUCCCCGAAGAGUACGCCGAUCGCCCGAGCCAUCGACUUCCACGAGACAACCACCGGGAGCGGUAACGGAGGAGGCUCAAGUGACCUGUCCAGAGUCGCAGUUUACGUGCGUGGUAGAUGGGAAAUGUAUACCCGCCCUUUGGCGGUGUGACACGUCCGCCGAUUGUUCCGACGGUUCCGAUGAAGUCGGUUGUGAUAAAUCGCACACGUGCAAGGCGGAUCAGUUCCACUGUAAGGUGUCCAACCGGUGCAUCCCAUCCGCGUGGACAUGCGACGAAGAUGUGGACUGUGGCGUGGUGGAGAAGUACCACAUGCUGGACGAGUCGGACGAGGAUCCGCAGCUGUGUCGUGCGCACAGAAAGUGCCUCCCGACGCAGGCCCUUUGCAGCGAUGGCAAGUGCCUGGAAAUCGAUCGGUUUUGUGACGGAGCGUGGGACUGCAGCAACGACGAGCUGAACUGCUCGAGCAACGAUACGGCCACGGCCAGCGCACCGACGAGCGCCUGCGAUGCGCUCAAGUGUUCCUACGACUGUCGGCUGACGCCAGGAGGUCCGCGAUGUUUCUGCGCCAAGGAUAGUCAACCGAACGGUAGCGUUUGUGAGGACUUUGACGAGUGCCAGAUCGAAGGCAUCUGUGAUCAGGUGUGCAAGAACCAGCCGGGAUCGUAUCAGUGCAGCUGCACGACCGGCUAUGUCAAGCAAGGCAACAAGUGUACAGCGGUCAAUUUGCCCAAAGAUGAACCACUAUCACUCCUGUUCGCAACACGAAACAAGGUGCGCAAAGUUCCGGUCAGCAAUCGAACAACCAUGUUCGACGAGACACAGCACACCUUCGGUGUCAGUAAUUCCUCCGACACUCGACAGCUGUGGGAAUCUUUCACACGCAUCCGUGCACUAGAAAUGGUGCAUCGCAAUCGAACGUUUUGUCUGUUGCGCAUCUCGAACGAAUCGCGCUUCGAGUGCUACAGCGUCGAUAACACGACCCACAGCUGGACCAUGCCCCGGCCCGACCUUUUCACCAGCCUCGACAACGUGGUGGAUAUCCGGCUCGACUGGGUAUCGGGCAAUUGGUACUUUCUCGACGAAGAACGCGAGAUCAUCUUCGUCUGUUCACCGCAAAUGCAGCACUGUGCGAUCGUGGUGGAAACGCUUUCGGAAGCGUUGCGCCCUCGGCGUAUGGCGCUCGAUCCGACCAAGGGGUUUCUGUUCUUUUCCCACUGGAGUAGCCACGAGGAUGCCAGCAUCGAACGCUCACUGCUCGACGGCACGAACCGGACGUCGAUCGUGCUAAACAAGAUCAUCAAUCCGCUGGACAUCGCGCUCGAUCUGGUGCUGGAGCACGUCUACUGGGUCGACACGCACCUGGACGCCGUGCAGCGGGUUAACUACGACGGCAGUGGCCGUUGGUUUCCCAAGAAAAGCCCCACCUUUCUGUUCCACUUUCAACACCUGUACGCGCUCGACGUGUUCGAGCGGACGAUCUACCUUUCGUCGUGGCAAAACGGUAGCGUGGUGGCACUGGAAGGGAGCACGGGCCGGUGGCGCGUUGUCGUACCGGAGGCAUCCCGUGCCGUUCAUCUGCACGUGUUCCAUCGACAGAAGCAACCGGAGGUAGCGCACCCUUGCCGGCUCGGGAACGGCGGCUGCGAUCAGCUGUGCAUUCCGGUGUGGAAGAAAACCGGUGUGGCCAUCGCCCAAUGCCUCUGCUCCCCAGGGUAUCGACUCAAAACGAAAACGCAGUGCGUUCUCAUCAAACGACCAACGAUUUUGCUGUACGCCAAAUCGAAUCCCGCCAUGAUACGGGGGAUGGCGAUCGGCAUCAAGUCGCAGGAAGCGAUCGUACCCGUGACCAACAUUGGGUCACAUGUGUCUUUCGACUAUCACAGCGAAGAGCAGCAGAUAUACUUUACCCAUCGCAUCAAAGAUUCCCCAUCGUUUCGCAUCGAGACACAGAAAUAUGACGGAACCGGCCGGGAAUUAAUCCUGGAAACGCCCGGUUCGUGCGAUGGCAUUGCAUACGAUUGGCUUGGCAACAACAUUUUCUGGACCGACUCGGAUAGGAAUCAAAUUUCCGUGAUUAAACUGGGAGGAUCUAAGACGCAGCGAUUAACGCUCCUCCGUCAUCUCGCCGCCCCAAAAUCAAUUACAGUUGAUCCGAAGCAAGGACGGAUCUACUGGACGUCCUGGUCGCUGCCGAACGGACGCAUCGAUCGUGCGUGGAUGAACGGUUCGCACACGGAACAGUUGGUAAGCGGCAGCGAACGUCCGAUCGAAUGGCCGACGGGACUCUCAUUGGAUACGGUCCAGCAGCGGCUGUACUGGUGCGACGCCCGUCUAAGCUGGAUCGAGAGCGUAAACCUCGACGGUACCAACCGCGUCCUGCUGUACGACGGCCGGUCACACGGAAAGUUUCCCAUCGCGCUCACAGUCCACCGGCAGCUUGUUUACUUCGCCGACAAUGUGAAGGGCCACAUCGAGCGGUUCAAUCUGAGCGAUCCGCUCGCGGUGGAAACGGUCACGAUCGAAAAACCGCAAGUGCUCGGGAUGAAGAUUUUCGACAACCUCACCCAGUACGGUGGAAAUGGGCGGAACGCGUGUGAAAUCGAAUGUGUCGGGAUCUGCCUGAACACACCGACCGGCGAGGCUAGCUGCCGGUGCGAGGACGGAUUCACGAUGUCACUGCAAACCGACGGCAAGACGCCCAUCUGUGUGCCGUUCGAUGUGCAACACUCGGCGGCCACCUGUAACAAUAGUACGCACUUUUUGUGCCACAAUAAGAUCGACUGCAUUCAGAUCAAGUACACGUGCGACGGUGAUCGGGACUGCGAGGAUGGAAGCGACGAGGAAGUGAUACCGGAUGGUCCGUGCGAUCCAAACUGUGACCUCGAACGCAACUUCAAGUGCGACGAGCAGCGCUGCAUACCCCGGGCGCUUGUUUGCGAUGGUUCGGUCGACUGCAUCGACGAGACGGAUGAGGAUUACCUCAACUGUCCGAACAAGACGUGCGGGGAAAACUUUUUCCAGUGUGCCGUCAGCCAUCGGUGCAUACCGAGUACGUGGGUGUGCGAUCGGCAUCUUGACUGCGGACCGAAUGAUCACUCGGACGAGCCGGACCACUGUCACCAGUGUCCGGAGUUUGAGUGUAAAAAUUCGGCCUGCGUACCGUUCGAGUAUCUUUGCGACGGAGUCGAUCAUUGUGGGGACAAAUCGGAUGAAUCACAAUGUGAUCUUGACUGUGGUCCGAACGAGUUCUUCUGCAGCCCUCACGGUUGUAUCGAUCAGUCGUUAAUGUGUGAUCCAAAGCUCAACUGCAUGAAUGCCUUCCACGAGUGCGAUACGUUGCCGAAGGUGGGUGACUCAAACUCCAGCUCCAGCACGCCGCAGUUGUCGGAAUCGGAGAUAAAGGAGCUUUGCAGUUUGGACCUCCCAGUGAUUUGCGGUUCCAAUCGACGGUGCAUGGAAACCUACAACCGUGUCUGUCAGCGGAUGGAGUUUGGAGCGUUCAACGAGUCGGCUCCUGAAUGCCACCAUCCGGAUCGCUUGUGUCGUGUAACGAAUUCGUGCCUAAAGGUAACUCAACUGUGCGACGGCCGUACGGACUGUCCUGAUGGCACGGAUGAAGGGUUCCGGUGUGCGGAGAAAGUUUGCGACACAUUCCAGGAGUGCUCACAUUCCUGCCACAAUGCACCGGAGGGUGCGGUUUGCUCGUGUCCGCCACAUCUGUUCCUUCAGCCGAACGGCCACGACUGUGGGCACGAUCAUGCGUGUGACGCGUGGGGCACAUGCUCGCAGACCUGUUUGACAAAAGAGGCGCACUAUCGGUGCAGUUGCGUUGAGGGUUACACGUUGCAGUACGAUAAGUUUACGUGUCGCAGUAACAAUCCCGAUCCGGCGUACGUGAUCUUCAGCAACCGACAAGAAAUCCUGGGCGUUGAUUUGGCCACUUUGGGCGUGAAAAGUUUCUACACCUCGCUGCAGAACACGAUCGCGUUGGAUUUCCUGUACCAUGGCGAUCUCAUACAGAUUUUCUGGUCGGACGUGGGAGACGACAAGAUCUACCGAGGAACGCUGAAGAACGAUACGCUAAGCAAUGUCGAAGCAGUCGUGCAGUCGGGAUUGUCAACGGCCGAGGGUCUCGCGGUCGAUUGGAUUGGAAUGAACAUCUAUUGGAUCGAUUCGAAUCUGGACCAGAUCGAGGUGGCCAAAACGAACGGCAGCUUCCGGAGAACGCUGGUGGCGGGUGACAUGGUGAAUCCACGCGCGAUCGCACUCGAUCCGAUGGAGGGAGUGCUCUUCUGGACGGACUGGGAGGAAGGAUCUCCGCGGCUCGAACGUUGUACGAUGGCGGGCGAAAAUCGAACGGUUGUUAAAUACGUCGGUUCUGAUGGGGGCUGGCCGAACGGCAUUGCGUUGGAUUACGUGCUGAAGCGCGUGUAUUGGAUCGAUGCACGAUCUGAUUCGAUCCACACGAUAACCUACGCGGGACUGGAUCAUCAUCUGGUAAUCAAAGAUCAAGCAGUGCUGGCGCAUCCCUUCAGCAUAACCGUGUUCGACAACUACGUGUACUGGACGGAUUGGCGCACGUACUCGGUAAUACGCGCAAACAAGUGGAACGGGUCGGAUGUGAGUAUUAUACAGAAAACGCAAAGCCAACCCUUCGGCAUUCAGGUGCUGCACUCUAGCAGGCAACCGAACGCCCAACCGAACCCGUGUGGCGUCAACAAUGGCGGCUGCUCGCACCUUUGCCUGCUGAGUGUUGGUCAACGGCAUGAGUGUGCCUGUCCGCACGUGAUGCGCCUGCACGAGGAUCGCAUGCGCUGCAUCCCGAACGAAGAGAUCCUCCUGUUCGUCGUGUCAACCGAGAUCCGUGGAGUCGAUCUACAGCAGCCGGCACACUAUACCAUCCCGACGAUCAGCGAUCAGGGGCAGGUGGUGCAUCCGUCGGUGCUUGACUACGACAUUAGCGCCGCGCGGUUGUAUUGGAACGACAUUCAUCUGAAGGAAAUCAAAUCAUCUGGAUUAUCAACCGGCCCGAUCGAAACCAUCCUCGACACGGGCAUCUCCCAUUCGCUCGGCUUUGCGGUGGAUUGGAUCUCGAAGCUGCUCUACUUUUCAACCGGCAACGAAACGCACAGCCGCAUCAUGGUGAGCAAUCUGCAUGGAGAGUACGUGUCGGAAAUCGCCACCGGACUUUCACUCGUGAACAGUCUCGUCGUGUACCCAACGAGAGGCAUGAUGUACUUUGCAACAACGAGUGAAUCACCGAAACUCUACGAACUGUACGCCAGUCGCAUGGAUGGUUCGGAAAGGCAGCUGAUCAGCAACUCGACCUUCUAUCCGAUGGACAAAUUGGCGCUCGAUUUCGAAACCAACAGGUUGUACUAUAUCGUUUCGCAAGCAGGGGACAUCAAUUACUACGACAUUGGCAGCGGGAAGAUAGUGCAAGUGCUUGCAUCACAUCAGAAUCAGCACCCUAUUACCACCUUCACGAUCUAUCGCGAAUCGAUCUACUACGACGAUAACGAAGAUGGGCGCAUCAUGCGCUGCAACAAGAACCUCUGCCAAAAUGCGGUACCCGUGCGAAAUAACACGAACGGAGUGAACGCGAUACGGAUGUACCACCCGGAGGCGCAGAGUGGGACAAACUCCUGCCAGAAGCGUCCAGAUGGAUCGACGGCAACGGGUUGCGCCCAUCUCUGCAUCCCUGUUUCGGCCCAAAGUCAUGUGUGUCAGUGUGCGAUGGGUUACCGGCGUGAUCCACGGAACGCAUCCCGUUGCAAUGAACUGGAUGAUCUGCUAGUGUACUCAAUCGGUGAUCAGUUGAAGGGUAUUGCACUCCCCGUGCAUCCGGAAGAUGCGAUGCACUUGCAACCGCAUUACACCGAAGCCUUCGGUCUGUUGCAACGGAUCUCGUUGGCAACAAGUAUCGAUUUUCAUGCCGAAUAUCAAUACGUGUUCAUCGCCGAUGCAGACCGGGGCUCGAUUACGCGCAUCAAACGUGAUGGAAGUGGACGGGAGGUGAUCAUUAGCAACUUUGAGCAGGUGGUCGAUGGUGGUUCGCUCGAUUGGCUGGGCGGAAUCGCGGUCGACUGGCUGGCGGACAAUAUCUACUGGACGGAUCAGAAGCGGAAUCUCAUCGAAGUGGCGCGCUUGAAUGGAAGCCUGCGGUAUGUGGUCGCUUCGGACGUAGAAAGCCCCCAGCUGCUGGCGAUCGAUCCGGUGCAGGGGUAUCUGUUCUACGGCAGCAAGAAUGGCACGAUCGGACGCAUGGGCUUGGACGGAACGGGGAACUUUAUCCUAGUCAACCGUUCGUCGGGCAUCAGUGACUUAGCGGUGGAUACGGAUAAUCAGGUUGUUUACUGGUGUGAGAUGCUUACCGACACGAUCUGGAAGGUGGACUACGAUGGUAACUUGAAGAAACUGUUGCUCAACAGUACGCUGCACAAUCCCAAAUCGAUCGAUCUGUACGGAGAUGCCAUUUUCUGGUCCGAUGCACGGGGAAACAUCAACGCGGCCCCGCUCGGUAACAUGGCGAGCAAUCGAACAUUCGUUGUCGAAUCGUUGGAGAAGGGUUCCGCACUUAAUGAUAUCAAAAUUUUGUCCAGCAGCAUGCAGUCUGUGAAGAACAAAACGAACACAUGUGGCGAUGCAAAUGGAGGCUGUCAGGAGUUGUGCCUGUUCAAUGGCACGCUGCCAAUCUGUGCCUGUUCCCAUGGGAAAAUCUCGUCCACCGAUAGAAAGACGUGCGAGCCGUACGAAAGCUUCCUACUGUACUCGCGCCAAUCAGCCCUCGAAAGUAUCCACAUGACGGACGCGACCAACAUCAACGGCCCGGUAGCGGAGAUCAAGAACUCGUCGUACCUAAAAAAUACGAUUGCGUUGAGCUACGACUACGAUCGUCAGUUGAUCUUUUACUCGGACAUCGACCACAGCACGAUCAAUGCGGUACACUUCAACGGCACCGGUCACCGACGGAUCGUCACAAAGCAGCUGACAGUGGAGGGACUCGCUUUUGAUUUACUCACGCGUGUUCUCUUCUGGACGUCGAACAAUGAGGCUGCGAUUCGAUCGCUCGAUCUAACAAACGUAUCACUCACCGAUCCGGUAGCGAAUGCGGCCCUCGUACAGGACGUCAUAAAGCUGCGUCCGAUGGACAAACCACGGGGGAUCGCGGUCGAACCGUGCCUGGGAAUGAUCUACUGGACGAAUUGGAAUCAGCAAGCGGCAUCGAUCCAGCGUGCGUACCCUUCCGGGUACGGGUUGGAAAGUAUCAUCACCGGUGACAUUCAGAUGCCUAAUGCGAUCACGCUCGACUAUCAGGCGAGGAAGUUGUACUGGGCCGAUGCGUUGCUGGAUAAGAUCGAGCGGACGGACUACGAUGGGAAGCACCGGGUAGUGUUGGCACACUCCACUCCAAAGCAUCCGUUUGCGAUGGCCGUGUAUGGUGAUCUGCUCUUCUGGACGGACCUCACGAUCCACGCGGUGAUUCGGGCGAACAAAUACUCCGGCAGUGACGUAGUGCUGUUGCGUCGGGACAUAGCUCAGCCGAUGGGAAUCGUUGCGGUGCAGAAGCUCGACAAAGAGUGCAACUCCGAUCCGUGCAAGCGGCUGAAUGGCUUUUGCGAAGAUAAGUGCAUGACGGAUGCGCACGGGAAGAUCUUGUGCCAGUGCACCCAAGGUGUAUUGGCGUCCGAUGGACAACACUGCAUCUCGAAGGAGGUUAGCAAUUGCAGCUCGUCCGAGUUUACCUGCACCAAUGGGAACUGUAUUCCGUUCCAUCUGACCUGUGACUCCAUCAAACACUGUCUCGAUGGGUCGGACGAGCUUGCGACGUAUUGCGCACAUCGGCCGUGCCCCAGUGGGUACUUCCGGUGUAAUAAUGCACGCUGUAUCCCGCACAGUCAGCAGUGUAAUCACAUUCAGAACUGUGGCGACGGGAGUGACGAGAUUGGGUGUACUUGUAACAAUUCCACUCACUUCCGCUGCACCAACGGCCAGUGCAUCGUGAAGUCGAUGAGGUGCGAUUACGAACCCGACUGCAAGGACGUUUCGGACGAGCUCGGUUGCCCAACGGUGCGCAAUUGUAUGGUGGGCUUUUUGAAGUGCGCCAACACGACCGCAUGCUAUAUGCCAACGUGGCGCUGCGAUGGUGAGAACGACUGCUGGGACAACUCGGACGAGCAAGACUGCCCGACGGCCAUACCGACCUGUCCGGAGGAUAAGUUCCUGUGCGCUAACGGUCGCUGCAUCCCGCAGUCGUGGCGCUGCGACGACGAGGACGACUGUAGUGAUGCGCCACCGGCUAUCGGUGGCGCUGGGCUCAGCUCGGACGAGGUGGCCUGUGUAAAACACUGCAAACCGAACCAGUUCAAGUGCACCAACACGUCGGAGUGCAUCUCCAACAGCUGGCAGUGCGACGGGCAUCCGGACUGUGCGGACGGGUCGGACGAGGGGGAGCACUGUGCGCGGCGCGAUUGUCCCGAGUCGGAGUUCCAGUGUCCCACCACGAACCGGUGCAUCCCGCAGGAGUGGGUGUGCGAUGGAGAGGUGGAUUGUGGCCGCACGCAGGACGACGAGAUUGGCUGCGAUGAGGCGACGCAGUUCAGCGGAGUAUGUGAUAAUAUGUCGCACACCUGUGCCAACGGGGAGUGCGUCAGUUUGCUGAGCAUCUGCGAUGGCGAAGCGGACUGCGUGGAUGGUUCGGAUGAACCGCUCUACUGCAAGGAAGCACACGAAGACGAAGACGACGACGACGAAGAGAGGCACGAUCAUGCUAGUGGGGUGAGCUGCGGCAAGGGGGAGGAACAAUUCCGUUGCGGCAACGGUCGGUGCAUAGCGCGCAAUCUUACCUGCAACGUGAACGACGACUGUUUGGACGGUUCGGACGAGGACAUUCGGUUGUGUCGCAACACGACACUGAUCUGCGCCGGGCCGGACCUGUUCCGGUGCGAAAGUGGUGCCUGCAUAACGAGCAACAUGCUUUGCGAUGGAGCGAACGAUUGCGGCGACUGGAGUGACGAGAAAUCGUGCCAGGUGAACGAGUGCGAAGCGAUACCGUUCCUGUGCGCGCACAAGUGUGAGGAUCGACCGGUCGGGUAUGAGUGUGUCUGCCGGCCCGGUUUCCGAGUGUACGCCAACGACAAACAUCUCUGCGUCGAUGUGGAUGAGUGUACCGAGCAACAACCACGUCCAUGCAGUCAAACGUGUGUGAAUACACACGGAUCGUACCAUUGCUCGUGCCAGGAAGGGUUCGUACUACGGGACAAUGAAACGUGUCGAGCGGAUGGCGACACGAUUAUACCGCCGAAACUGAUCUUCUCCAAUCGGUACUACUUGCGCGAGGUAGACCUUGGCGGUGGCAUGACGAUCUUAGCACACAACCUUACCAACGCCAUUACGCUGGAUUUCGACUGGCAGGAGCAAUGCUACUACUGGUCGGAUGUGACGCGAACCGUCAUUACGGUGAAGCGAAUGUGUGGCGUUGAUAAUGGCACCCAGCCACGGCCGAUCGACGUGGUACACCGGACCAACUUGAAAAACCCCGAGGGCCUUGCCGUCGACUGGGUCGGCCGAAAUUUGUACUGGUGUGACAAGGGACUCGAUACGAUCGAGGUUUCUCGGCUGGAUGGUCGCUUCCGCCGUGUGCUGAUCGAUCAGGAAUUGCAAAAACCGCGUGCGAUCGCGCUCGAUCCGUACCGGCGGAUGAUGUACUGGACGGAUUGGGGCGAUCGGCCGCACAUUGGGCGCGCCGGGAUGGAUGGGAGUAACCAGACGAUUCUGAUCAAGGAUCAACUCGGUUGGCCCAAUGCGCUAACGAUUAGCUUCGAGACGAACCAGCUGUUCUGGGGUGACGCACGGGAGGACUACAUCGCCGUAAGCGACCUCGAUGGGCAGAACGUGCGGAUACUGCUGACGAAGACGCGCCAACCGUCGCUGAACCUGCAUCACGUGUUCGCGAUCGCCGUAUGGGAGGAUCGCAUCUAUUGGUCCGAUCUGGACACCAAAUCGAUCGAGUACUGCCACAAGUUCCGUGGUGACGGUUGCGGUACGCUCAUCAACACCAUCCACCGGCCGAUGGAUAUUCGGAUCUUCCACCCCUACCGGCAGCGUCAACCGAAAGAGAAUCCGUGCGAAAAUUCGGGCUGCCAAACGCUGUGCGUCCUGUCGCCAGAAACACCCGAAGGCUAUCGGUGCCUCUGUCCGGACAAUUUUGUCCUCGCCGAGGAUGGCAAGAGUUGUACGGCCAACUGCACGGCGGCACACUUCCAGUGCCGGGACACAUUCAAGUGUAUUCCGUUCUAUUUUCGAUGCGAUCAGCAGGACGACUGUGGGGAUGGUAGCGACGAGCCGCCGAAUUGCCCCACGUUCAACUGCGAAGCGGGCCAGUUCCAGUGUGAUAAUAGGAUAUGUAUAAACCCAAGCCAAAUUUGCGACGGCGUCAAUCAGUGUGGCGAUCUGUCCGACGAGCGGGACUGCGAUGCGUUCGAGUGUUUCAGCUCCUACUUCAAGUGUGGCCCUUCGGCGGCGAAAAACACCUCCGGGUACUGUAUCGAGCGCGCCCGGCGAUGUGACGAAGUUUCCGACUGCCCGAACGGCGAGGACGAACAGGACUGCGAACCGGCGACCUGCCUAUUCACUCAGUUCCGGUGCGCCAACGGUGGCAAGUGUAUCGAUCGGACGUGGGUGUGCGACAACGUGCCCGACUGCAGCGAUGGUUCGGACGAGCAAGUGUGCGGUCCGACGGCCACCUGUCCCGAGAACGAGUUCCGGUGCAGUGAAGGUCGCUGUAUACCGCAAUCGUGGCGCUGCGACGACGAAAAAGACUGCGCCAACGGUGAGGACGAGACGGACAACUGUCAGAAACCGGAGGCGAUCACCUGCGAACCGUCCAGCUUCCGGUGCAACAACUCCAAGUGUAUUCCGGGCCGGUGGCGGUGCGAUUUCGAGAACGAUUGCGGUGACAACUCGGACGAGCUGAACUGUGAGCUCCGCAACUGCUCGGAAUCGGAGUUCCGGUGCCGCGAUGGCCACUGCAUUCGAGGAAUUCGGCGGUGCGACAACGAGUUCAACUGUGCGGACCACAGUGACGAAGAGAACUGCAAUGUUACCUGUGGGCCGGAUCAGUUCAAGUGCAAAAGUCAUCCAGCGUGCAUCAGCAAUAAAUUUAAAUGCGAUGGUGAUAACGAUUGUAUUGACGAGUCGGACGAGGAAGACUGUCAGUGUCAGGAGGGCGAGUACCGGUGCAAAAAUGGCAAGUGCAUCCUCAACAGUUGGGUAUGCGAUGGCAUCGACGAUUGUCUCGAUAACUCCGAUGAAAUGGGCGAGUACUGCAAGAAGAAUGGUUGCCACAAGCGUGCCUUCCGGUGCGCGAACGGAAACUGCAUCCGGAAGAGUCUGAUGUGUGACAACAAGGACGACUGCGGGGACAAUAGCGAUGAGAAGAGUGGCAUCUGUCACAAGUGUCCCCCGAACUCGUUCCGCUGCACGAGCGACUCGAAGUGCAUCGAUCAAGCGCUCCGGUGCGAUCGCACACCGCACUGUCUGGACGAAUCGGACGAGAUUGGAUGCAUCAAGACGGGGUGUGGGUUCGGGGCGUGUAGUCAGAUCUGUGUGGAAAAGAAGACGUACUACAAUUGCCGCUGUACCGACGGUUAUGUUAAGAAUGGUGUCGGACGGAACGGGACGUGUGUGGCAGUGGACGAACAGGGCAUCCUUUUGGUAGCCUCCGAGUCGGACUUCCGCAGUUUCUACGUCGAUACGCCGGUGAUGGGAUACCUGCAGACAUCGUCGCUCAAGAUUGAUCGGUUCGAUUUCGCCAUCACGCGCCACAACAUUAUGCUGUUCUGGAUCGACAGCUACGAUACCAGUAUUAAUAAAAUCCUCAUGGACACCACGGUCAAGGAUGGUGGCGAUGGAGGAGGGGAUAAGCAACCGGGAAAACGGCUCGCCCAGCAUGACCCUCCAGCGCCAUCGCCGGCACCCGCGCCACCAUCGUACGAUCGGAUCAAGACACUGGACGGCAAGCACUCGUCGGUUGUGCUGAAGGACGAUGACGUUGUACCGGCCGCCAUCGCCUGCGAUUGGCUGACGGAGCACCUGUACGUGAUCAACAAAAAGCGCAGCAACAUCUUCGUCAUGAACUACAACGGAACCAAUCGGACGACGCUCACGGCGACCGGUAAACAUCCGAUCGAUCUCGUCGUCGAUCCAGUCAACGGCGUAAUGGUGUGGUCGAUCAUGGAGACGAUCAUCAGCUCGGGCAUGGAUGGGCACGGCAAGCGGAAGCUGGUGCACACGAACCUCGAAUGGGCAUCGGGGCUAGCGAUCGAUACCACCACCAAGCGCCUUUACUGGGCCGACUAUCGGAAAUCGACCAUCGAAACGUGCCUUUUGCUGACCGGCACGGAUCGGCACGUGAUUGCGUCGCUGCACGACUACUCGAAGCCGAAGCAGCUGGAUGUGUUCGAGGACAGUGUGUACGUGAUCCUGUACAAUCAGAACAUCCUGAAGCUGAACAAAUACGGUCGGGAUAAUGGGACGUACAUGAACGAACAGGCGCAUGGUGCCGGUGCUGGUGGAUAUCGAUCUUCCGAUGUUCACUUCAUCCAUCCACUGAAGCACGAUCAUAGUGUGCCGAACCCUUGUGUGAUCAGUCCUUGCCACGAAUCUACUAUCUGUCUGCUGUCCACCGAAAAUCGCCUGAAGCGCACCUGCCUCUGCACCGAUGCUCGACCCAAAGCUGUUUUGGAUGAUCGAACGAAGGAGGUGCGGGAAUGUCUGGAAGCGGCACCAUCACCCGCACCAACUCGCUGUCCGUUGCACUGCAACAAUGGCACCUGUGUACUCGGGCCGGAUGGUCAGCCGCGAUGCGAAUGCUCAUCGAACUACGAUGGCAAGUACUGCGAUCACUACAUCUGCUCGGGAUACUGCAAGAACAAGGGUUUCUGCGUGAUCGUGAACAAUGAACCGAAAUGCAGCUGCCAUCCACAGUGGACCGGCAAGCGGUGCGACAUCUCUACCGACAAGUGCGAUGGGUACUGCCACAACGGAGGCAACUGUACGAUCGUACAGCGGGACGAUCGUCGAUGCACCUGCCCGACCGAAUACAGAGGCGAACGGUGCGAACAUUGUGCGAAUAUGCGCUGUGAAAACGGAGGCGUGUGUCGGCCGACCUCGGCCGGUCGGAACCAGUGUCAGUGUGCGGAGGGCUUCGAGGGACAUAACUGUGAGGUGAACCGUUGCAGCGGGUACUGUGAGAACGGUGGUACGUGUAUGAUCGAGCAGGGCGCGCUUAAGUGUAGCUGCCCUGCUGGGCCGGAGGUGCCUUACGCGAUCACUGGUGAUCGGUGUCAGUUCCGAGGUUGUGCGGAUCUUUGCCGCAACGGUGGCGAUUGUGUGCCGGGCGAGCGACCAUACUGUAAAUGCCGGGAGGGGUACGAUGGUCAGUACUGUGAGCACGAUUUGUCGCCCGGUGAACCGUCAUCCACGCAUUCACCGUCCAGUUCGUGCAAUUCGUUCAGCUGUAACAACGGAGGCCACUGUCUGGAGAUCCGCGGGUCACCGAUCUGCAACUGCACGAUGCAGUAUGCCGGCGAGCACUGCGAAAACUACGUCAUGUAUCGCAAUCCGUGCAACAACUUCUGCUACAACAAUGGUAUCUGCCGGCUCGACCUGUUCUCCUCGUCCAAUGGCACCUACAUCCCGUCGUGCGUUUGCAUCGGCGAGUGGAUGGGCGAACGGUGCGACCGGCCACCGAACUGUAUAGUCGAGUGCGGUACCUGCGUCGAGGGUAGCUCGAUCAACGAGUGCACAUGUGAGGACGAUCGCAUAAGCAUCUGUUUGCGCGAGGUGUCGCUCAGCGAGCUAGAGGGCACCGAUCCGAACGCCAGCAGCUACACUUUGUCGGUGCUGGUAAUCAUACUGUUUGUGAUACUCAUCAUAGCGGCCGGAUUCGGUGGAACUCUUUACGGGCUCAAGAAACGGCGUACUGGGCAACCAUUCCUACACGCACGUUUGACGGAUAACGUGGAGAUCACUAACCCAAUGUAUCUGGGGGAUGCCGACGAGGGUCCAGCGUUUGUACAUGACGAUGAUAAGGUUCACUUCGGCAACCCGGUGUACGAGCAGAUGUACGCUGGCAGCGUUAACGUGCACAGCGAUUCGUCGACGCUCGCCGGCAACAGUGCCCAUCCGCUGCUGAACGUCACCUCGACGGCUCCGGAGGAGAAGAAAGGCCUCUUGCAGCAGGACGACACGAUCACGGCCGAUCUAUUAUGAUGCAAGGCGAAAUAGUAGCAGCUGCUGAAGCAACGGUUUUAAGGGCGGCGUACGAUCGUGAUCGUGCCCGCUAGAACCGUUGCUGGCUUCCUUUUCCCCCGUUGAGGCGUGCAGAAGGAAGAAGGCAGUUUGUUUACUCACCUAUCCAGUGCUGUUUUUAGCUAAGCUUUUGUGUUUUUGUUGUUGUUAGUCGUGCUCUCACAAACCAGAAGGAGGGUACUAAUUAUUCAGUAUGAUUUCAUGUUAUACUUCACACGCGCCCAGCAGCAGCAGCAGCUAAACAAUUGGAGCCAUGAGGUAGCUAGUUAGAAGAAAAUGAAAAAAAAAGUUUAAACAAAUGGCAAACGGCCACAAUGGCACAUCACUAUCGUCACAAUGGGGGAAGGAAAACCAUACGCGUACCCACCCACUCAAAUCGCAUCGCAUGAGCUUUAAGUCAAAGGGUUUUAUAUUUUAUGUUCCGAGAUAAGUCCUAACGUGCUAAGUCAACUAUUUUAACGCGAUAUCCAUUUGCCCCCUCCCUAUUCCUAAACACAGCAGAGGGGAGGCAGCUAAUUCGAGGACGAGCGAAACGCCAAUCCAGACACUAACAAUAAUAGUAAUAGUAAUUAACUUAACGUAAUGGAAAAGUUGAUAAUGAUAAUGAUAAUAAUAUUAGUAAUACUCUAUACUACAACCGAGUGCUGUAGUGAAGCAGCGCUCUCCAACAGCAACCAAUAAUAAUACAACGAUAAACGAUACGAAUACGCCAUUAUAUUGCGGAGGGCAACGCCAGUUUGCCGAGUUUGUAUAGUCAUUUUUGUAAUCGUGAAGAAGAGGCAACCGAGAAGUAAAACAAACCUGCGCUAACGUCUCGCUUAGGCAAUAUAAUAAGAAACAGGGCAGCGAUAUAUUAUGGACACUAUGAAUUACACAAAGCGUUGGUGAACAGGAAACGAAAACGUAGGUAUUUCUAUGAUGGCUGUUUGUGUGGUAAUGUGCUUUUUUUCUUAUUCUUUUAUUCGUACACAGAUACCGAUAGGAAAAACGGAAAAGGAACAACAGUUUUAAGUAUAGCAAUUGUAGUAGGCUGAUGAUAAACAAAAAAAGGUGUAACCGAAAGUCUAGUACACUCUAGUUCACUGUAAGCGAAACGGUCACAGCAAGCCGUUGAAAAGGAACAAAUUGUUGUUAGCAUGAAUUUAGGUUGUUGAACGUGUUCGAUAAUUGAAACGAAACAAACGAAUGGUAUAAACGGAAACGGUUUAGUGGGAUUUCCCGGAGGGUAGGCGAAUGCCCCGCUCUCCCGCCAGCUCUCGAAUGCAAAGCAAACAUAUACUCCUCCUACACCAAACCCCUAGCAAGUACUAUGGUUGAUAUGAGUUCUUUCCUUUCCAUGUUUCCCCGCUUGAAUUUUCGAGCUAGAAUUAAAUGUACAUUUCGUAGGAAAACCCGAAACAAAUCAGCAAAGAUUUCAACCUCGCGGAUCCAAGGGAUAUAUGGGUGGUUGUCCGCUUGCUGCAGAAAAUAGAUAGAAGACAUCGACGGUGAACCGUUGUUGCGCUGCCAUCAGGAGGUGAAAUGUGUCGCAAGUGAUGGAAAAUGUUAAGAAAAAUAUAAAGACUGUAAUUUUUAAAACCCCUG